AGGAAAGGGAGGUCCGGGGGGCCGAAAGGUGCAGCAACACUCACUGCCAUUGCAGAUCUCGAAGGCAGCCGAAGCAGAGCAGUCUGUGCGUAGUGGAGAGUAUCUAUUGUGCGAGUACUGUGUGCGAGUCGGGAGGUCUCUUGCAAGAGAGGGCGAGCACUCACUGGCGGACGAGAGGCGUGUUUCGUUUUCAUCCGUGGCAGCAGGAGGCCAGGUGAGGCUAGCAGGGAGGAAAACUGGCAGUCUCGACUUGAUGAAUUGUCGUUGCGCUGAAUGCAGAUCUAAUGCGGCGGUGCACUGGAGAGAUGGGAGGGCAGAGCAGCAGGUGAGCCACUGAUCAUUCGAAUGGAUCAUUCACAGCCGAGCAUGUGCGUGUUGUGAUUAAUUGAUGCACAGGUUCGAGCAAGGGCCACCUGCCGAUGCUCCCGACAUUAACGACCUGUACCCACCCAUCGCACCCCCUCCACCAUACAGCCCGGAACUUGCGCCGUCCUCACUGCGCGUCAUGACGCUCGAGGAGGCGGCAGAUAGGCUUGUGCAAGCUGAGGAGGCGGCGAGAGAAGCCUCAGAGGAGGUGAGUGAUACACGCUCCCAAACACAGGCUUGUUUAUUAUGUCACCAUGGCCGUCUGUCUCCUUGUCCAGAACCGACAGUUGAGCGCCCAGGUGGCCACACAGGUGCGUACGCCAGAGGUCUCGACAUUGUCAUUCAUGUGCAACAUUGGAGUACGUGUGUGUGUGUGCAGGCCGCCCAGAUGCAGACGCUUCAAGCCAAAGUCGACACACAGGUAUGAAGCACACAUCGCACACACAGUAUGCAGCUUGCCAGCAGGACCGUCUGUUCCAAUGGUGGAUCGCAGGAGGCAGAGAUUCAGGCGCUGAAGGAGAGCCGCGCAGCCGACCGAGCCGCCAUCAAUGCGUCAAUCGAGCAGGCAAGUGGUACACGUGUCCUGUUUCCCUUGUCACACUGGCCGUGUAUGGUACCGUGGUUCAUAUGUCCAUUGCAGGGAUGGUCGCUUUACGGGCUGCUCACAUGUGAACAGCACGCAGCCCUGUCUGAGUUGCUGGGCGGCAAGCGACUCACUGUCGUCUACAGGUAGCCGGCGAAGCACACAUUCUUAUACUAGCAGCACAGUAGGCGCACACGUGUGUGUGCGUGUGUCUGUGUAUCAGGUCAUCGCGUGACGGCAUGACGUAUGCCGAUCUGCUCCGCUGUGUGGGCGACAAGACCGGCCUGGUGUUCAUCAUUCGGACGGGCCGUUAUGUGUUCGGCGCGUACAUCAGUGCCGGUCUGCAGCUGCCAGACGACCCGACCAGCUAUCGCACAUACGAUUCCGAUGUGUGGUGGUUCUCAUUGGCCGGCCACUUCCUCACACCGACCAAAAUCGAGAUCGACCAAGAUUUGCAGUGGGUGCGGGUGGCGGGGAGGGAGGCGGAUGAAUGCCGUGAGAAUGUGUGGAUCCAUUCGUAUCUGCGUCUGGGGUAUGGUGAGAGCUGUUUUGGCCAGCCUGCUGCCGACAUCCGCAGCUGCUCUCAGAACGCCUACAGCCAUAUAUCCCCAUCAGAAGGCUACAUGGGGACAGUUUUUGAUGAUGUCUUUCAUGAUGAAUCAUAUUGCCCCCAGCAUGCUUUGUUGGCUGGGGAGGCCGGCAGCUUUAUGGCUGACGAGAUAGUGGUGCUGCACUGAGGGAAUUGUGUCUGACUGUGUGCGAUUUUUAACGUCGAGUUUGCUGUCGGAUGAUCGUAUACUUUCUCGAUCUUUCUCAUAUGGUCUCGUGUGCGCGUGUGCGUGUGUCACUGAGUGCUGCACAGGACGCAUCGCCACGGUGUCGCACAUGACGUGUGUGUGCGAUGUUCUGUAGGCAUUAGACAUGCAUUUCGCUCGUAUUCUUUCAAUGCGUACUCCUGUCGAGCGAGAUGGUCACCUUGCUGAUUUUCAUGCGUGUGGUGAGGGGUAGAUGUCGUCUGUGUACCAUAGCUGGCUGUCGGCCGUGACUGUCAAGCCUUGAG
This is a messenger RNA of Vitrella brassicaformis, 2009 nucleotides long. NCBI's taxonomy places the organism in Eukaryota, Vitrellaceae. The record is from the annotation of a GenBank genome assembly.